UACAGGGCUGGCUGAGCGCUCGCCCUCUACUCUCGGGUCUCAGGGACGUUCUGUGCCUUUCUCUUAACCUGCAGUCCCCUUACCCCCCUCAACACACGGCCUGGGUCGUGAGGCAGCCAGUACCCGGAUGACUUGUAGAUUUCACACCGGAAAUGAACUCCUUACCACACGAGACCGAGCGAGCCCGCUACUCGGCCGACAUACGGAGUUUGGCGAGUGUUUGUUUUCAAGAUAAGCGCUGUAGUGCAGCGGUAACUUGUGAUGUCGCACCGUUGUAAAAUGCUCAUUUCUCUAAGUCGACGACUAUCGGAACAUACGGAGGGUAACUGACAUAGGGGGAAGACGUGGAGUCACUAACUCGAUGUGGGAGUAAGUUAGCAUGCGGCGUCAGGCCUACGGGAUCGCUGUCAGGACGUCUAGUCGACUCCUGUUGUGUGUGACUGUGCUGGUCACUCUACUGUGUGCCCCAGGACCCACUAGGGCCAUCAACUGUAGGAUAUGUCACCCAGACCAGUGCCCGCCCGUCCCCCGGGACCAGUGUCACGCGGGGGUCGUUACUGAUAUUUGCGGGUGCUGCCAGGAGUGUGCCAGGGCCCUCAACGAAACUUGUGGGGGCAAGUAUGGUAUUUUCGGCAAAUGUGGCCCCGGACUGAAGUGUUUUAUUUCCCCCGCUGUGGGCAAGGCUAUAUCAGGACAGGAGGACGGUAUUUGUAGAGCUUUUGGCCCCGACAACUGCACCAGCAAAGACUGUGAGGCCAUUGGGGAUGUAACUCUGCAGUGCCCAUUUGAUUCGGAUCUUAUUGUCAACACCACCGGUGCCACGGCACGUUCAUUGUGUGUGUGUAAUCAUUCUUAUUGUACAGUGCCAGUAUGUGCAGCUGGAUUUGAAAGUGUGCUUCUCAAUCCUGCGGAUUUACGGCCCGGAUCGUGUUGUGAUGAAUUUGUGUGUAAGAGAACAGCACCUUGUCGGUCAGUUAUCUGCCCACCAGCUGAAGACAAGACGUGUCCGCAGGAUAGCUACGAACUGCCCAAUCAACUGACCGAUGAUGGAUGCUGUUACAUCAAGAAAAGAUGCAAAUGUAAGGGGAUGGAGUCCUGUCCAUCUGUCCAGUGUCCAGAGGGCUCGCAGCUACAGAUCAUCUCCAAGGCCACAGACAUGCCAGGCUCAUGCUGUGAUAAAUUCCAUUGCGUUAAUGACACGGGCCACACCUGUCGGUACGAGGGUCAGUCGUUUCAUGAUGGGGAGAGCUGGCAGCUGGAGAAGUGCACGAUGUGCGAGUGUCGCGACGGGCUGACGUUCUGCAAGACCAAGACGUGCAACGCACCACUGUGUGGAUGGAUGGUCAUACCAGAGGGAGAAUGCUGCCCAGUGUGUAAAGGUUGUGUGUCGGACUCUGGCAGCCUUUACAAUAACUCGGACGUCUGGAAGGAGAGUCCAUGUGUGACCUGUCAGUGUGAUGCUGGGCGGGUCCUGUGUCAGGCCGAGAUGUGUGCCGUCAGGUGUUCCAAGCCACGGCAGGUGCCCGGCCAGUGCUGUCCAGUGUGUGAUGACAUUCCUGAAGAGGACACCCCGCGACUUUGUCCUGACUCGCGGAACUGCAGUCUCACCUGCCCCAAUGGCUUGGAGAAGACGGACAAAGACUGCUUCUUGUGCAAGUGUAAGAAAGAAGUGUGUAAGCUGGCUUGUAAGUACGGCUUCACCACCAACGCCAACGGGACCAAGAACUGUGAGUGCGCGGAGCCUCAGGAUCACUGCCCCAGCCUCGACACCUGUGAGAAGCAGUGCACCUACGGAUAUAAGAAGUCACGAAACGGUUGCCGCAAAUGUCGCUGCAACAAGUGUCCCCCCCCUUCAACUGCACCAAGUUGUGUUUGUAUGGCUAUAACCUAAAUGACCAAGGCUGUCAACUGUGCAAAUGCAAAGAAGCCUUGAUGAUACCCAGUACACCAUCUAUCGACUACACAGACCCAUCAUUUUUUGGUGUCGACAAGUCGUGCAUGUCUCUGAGCGGACACCUUCACGAGGACGGAGAGUCGUGGCAUGACGGAUGUCGGAUGUGUU
Molecule: messenger RNA, 2062 nt
Organism: Haliotis rubra (blacklip abalone)
Lineage: Eukaryota; Metazoa; Mollusca; Gastropoda; Lepetellida; Haliotidae
Product: cysteine-rich motor neuron 1 protein-like
Exons: 9
Coding region: 380-1891 (503 amino acids)
Cellular component (GO): extracellular region
Molecular function (GO): serine-type endopeptidase inhibitor activity; protein binding
Source: RefSeq, a predicted model, not a curated record